AUGUCUCCGGCUAAAGUUGAUACUACGAAGAAGGCCGACCCAAAGGCCAAGGCUUUGAAGGCUGCGAAAGCGGUGAAAUCCGGACAAGGCUUCAAGAAGAAGGACAGGAAGAUUAGGACUAAGGUCACCUUCCACAGGCCCAAGACUUUGACCAAGCUCAGAGACCCCAAGUACCCGAAACACAGCGCACCCCCGAGGAACAAGUUGGAUCAUUACGCAAUCCUUAAGUACCCACUCACCACCGAGUCUGCGAUGAAGAAGAUCGAGGACAACAACACUCUUGUCUUCAUUGUUGACAUUCGUGCCGACAAGAAGAAGAUUAAAGAUGCUGUUAAGAAGAUGUAUGACAUCCAGACCAAAAAGGUUAACACUCUCAUCAGGCCUGAUGGAACGAAGAAGGCUUACGUUAGGCUUACACCGGAUUACGAUGCUUUAGAUGUUGCUAACAAGAUUGGCAUCAUCUAA
Messenger RNA from Thlaspi arvense, 465 nucleotides. The record is from the annotation of a GenBank genome assembly. Lineage: Eukaryota; Viridiplantae; Streptophyta; Magnoliopsida; Brassicales; Brassicaceae.